This is a messenger RNA of Centruroides sculpturatus (bark scorpion), 1840 nucleotides long. RefSeq lists its product as uncharacterized. The transcript is spliced from 9 exons. The record is from RefSeq and is a predicted model, not a curated record. Bases 75 to 1667 code for a protein of 530 amino acids. NCBI's taxonomy places the organism in Eukaryota, Metazoa, Arthropoda, Arachnida, Scorpiones, Buthidae.
UUGAGAUAAACAGUGAGAAAAUGGUCGAAUAAAAUUUGCUAAAUAAUAAAAAUAUUAUCUUAUCUCGUCUCCAAAUGUUAAUUCCGACAUCUACUUUGGAAAAAUUCAGCCGAAACUUUCGACGAUUUACUGGCAGAAUGGCUAUCGUUACGCUCUACAUGCUACCCAUGUUGCUUGGAAGAACGUACGACAUUGGAAAACACGUAACGGGAGUCGAUAUAUUCUCAAAAGAAGACGUAAAUAAUGUUUUGACUAUAAAUAAUUAUAAUGCCAAUUCUCGUUACACGUUAGUCGGAAGAUCGAACGAAGCUAAAAAUCUUUUAGACGUCUCCGGAAGUUUAUCGUUGAAGAUUAAAGGUCUGGGGAUGAAGAUUAGUGGAGGGGGCAGUUAUUUACGGGAUACUUCAAAACGCAGUAGAUCUACAGAAAUACUAAUUCGAGUACAUUACGAAACUGUAACUAAGACCUUGCAUUCGAGGAUCAAACCUUUAUCCAACUGGAGAAAUUUUAAAACUUUGGGUACGCAUUUUUGUCGAAGUAUUACUUACGGAGGAGAUUUAAUAGCGUCUUUAGUAUUUAAAGCGGAAAAAGAGGAGGAUAAAGAAAAAAUACAGGCGCACGUUCAGGGAGAACUUCAAGUCGGUGGCAGUUUCGAUGCUAAUAUACAAGGAAAAUUAAGCAAGUUACAAGAGGAUCUUAAAGGGACCGCAUCCAUGGAAAUUAAUUAUUACGCUACGGUACCCGUUCACGGAAUACCGAGAACCUUGAAAGGCCUUAUGGAAAUAGUAAGUAACUUUCCCCAACACGUCAAAGAUAUCAACGACGGAUUAGGAGUUCCUUUAACAAUGGAGCUAUAUCCACUGAGCUUCUUGGAUACUUUCUUCCCUCCGGAGUCGCAUAACAUUAUUUUAGAGCCGUAUAUGGAACGUUUAGAAGUUCAAUUAGACGACCUCCUGGCUACAGAACAAAGUCUGGCCGAUUGGUUAUCGAAGAUUCCUCCAUUGCAACCGCCUAAAUUCUUCCAAUCGAUCAAUCGAUUUAGAGCAAAAAUUCAAAAUAUUAUGGAACAAUUUCGCCAAACCAUCUCCGAUUUAGAUACAUCGUCUUCUGGAAGAACCGAGCAGUUUCAAUCGGCUUUUCAGCUCUAUCAGGGAGACGAUUCGUCGCUUCCGGAUAAAUAUCUACGUCAAUUCCGACGGCUUAAAAGUGAACUGGAAACAGAAUACCCAGAAAUUCGAUCAGACUUGGGGGGCGCAAAAUAUAUUAACUGGGGGCAAGAAGAUUGCGAAAAUCCCGGAGUGGAGACGUCGUAUUCCGGAGUUAUGGCGACGACGGAGAAAGAUUCCUUCUGCCUUCCAUCGGAUAAUUAUCUAGAAGAUGCGAAAAUUGCUUCAUCCAAAUUUAAUCCAAUUAUAUCCGAUGUUAAAUGUUCUUUGUGCAACGCGAUUAAUAGAACCGUUACGUUUGUUCAAGCGGGAAGAAAAGAAUGCCCCGAAGGUUGGACUUACGAGUACGAAGGCGAAUUAGUGGAAGCUGGAACGUACUUGUGUAUGAAUCGUGGAAAUAAUAUAGAAAUGCCCUUUAAACGCGUUACCGCUUCUUGCGGAAUUCUCGCUUGCGAUAAUUACGAAGGAAAACGGCUAAAUUGCGUAGUGUGUACUAAAUAAAAGCAUUUUUACGGUGGCGAAAGAUGCAAUUAAUCGAGUAAAAAAAUAAACGAUUCAUUUCAAAUCUAAAAUAAUAAAAUGCGUUAACUUUCUAAGCCAAAUUUUUGGAAACAGAGUUUUCAGAAUAAAUGUAUUAAUUAACAAUAAACUUUUACAGUUUCCUUUUAUUUUUA